Messenger RNA from Camellia sinensis, 535 nucleotides. NCBI's taxonomy places the organism in Eukaryota, Viridiplantae, Streptophyta, Magnoliopsida, Ericales, Theaceae. The record is from RefSeq and is a predicted model, not a curated record.
CAGAGAAUUGUAGGCCCAUUUCGAAUUUUCGAUCGAGACAGAGAUAGAGACGAGCACAGUCGAAGGAGGAAAAAGAAGAAGAAGAAGAGAUGCCGGUGAUGGAGAAGCUGAAGAUCUUCGUGGUGCAAGAGCCUGUCGUCGCUGCUUCUUGCCUCAUCGCUGGCUUUGGCCUUUUCCUUCCAGCUGUAGUGAGACCCAUACUGGACUCCUUUGAAACUUCAAAGCAAGUACCUCCUCCUGCUUUGAAUGAUGUGGUUGCAGGUAUGACCGGUAAAAAACAAGGGUAGUAUGGAUAUUAGAAGUAAGCAAUGAUUUGUCUUAUCCUGCCUCCAUUCCCCUUCCCCUCUUACUCUGAUUAGAGAUUGGAAUAAGAUUUUUUUAUCAUGUGAGAACAGAGAAUUAUUGUUGCUACUGGUUAUUCACCUUUAUUUUUGCUUGUGGAUUUUAAUGCUGUUAAAACAUGUGGUUUCUCAUGCUAUCAAUCGGAAUUGGAUGAGCUCCAUAAGAAGCUUAGUUCUGCAUGUUUGGUUGUCUG